Effrenium voratum is the source of this 324-nucleotide messenger RNA. The record is from the annotation of a GenBank genome assembly. NCBI's taxonomy places the organism in Eukaryota, Dinophyceae, Suessiales, Symbiodiniaceae.
AUGCGGAAAGACGUCCGGACCACACGGUUCGGGGACAACUCGCUCACCCAGAAGUUUGUUUGGAAGAAGAAGAAUGAGUACCUGCAAGCAGCAGGCCUCUACAGGCCCUCCAGCAAAGACCAGGAGGUCAACAAGAUGCAAACCAAGAUCAAGGAGGUCCAGCAGGUGAAGAAGCGAAGGGACGAGCGGGAAGUGGAACGUCAGCUCUUGGAGCAGCAGAGGCUGGAGCACGACAAGGAAAUUCACGACGAGGAGUACGGCGAGUGGCUUACCAAAGAGGAGAAGUUCCACUUGGACAACGCAAAGGCCGGUGUUCAGAUCUGA